This is a messenger RNA of Ambispora leptoticha, 966 nucleotides long. NCBI's taxonomy places the organism in Eukaryota, Fungi, Glomeromycota, Glomeromycetes, Archaeosporales, Ambisporaceae. The record is from the annotation of a GenBank genome assembly.
AGUGGCUGGAAAAGCAUAUUGAAAAGGCUAACUAUUAUUCCGAUUGAGAGGAAAGAAAAACCAUUCAAAUUAGUUCGAUUACCCGACCCGAUAUUGGCACGAUGGAAGCAGUUAGGGCUAGAAGUUAAAAUUAGUUCUGAUAAUUGCCCUGCUGACUUGGGGUUGCUCCUCUAUUAUUUUCACGAAGUUUUAGAAGGUCGUGGUGAGGAAUUUUUUCGGCAAAGUUCAAAAAAAGCGGACAAAGAAAUUUCCAAAAUGAGUAAGGAGGAACGAGAAAAAGGAUGGAGUGACUACCAUUCGGAAGUUAUGAAACAAUACCAAAAAGUAGAAGAAACUGAAAAUCGGGAAUUUAAUCCUGAUGGUAGUGCCGAGCAAGGUCAAGCAAGUUUUAAAAAAAUUGUGUCCACUAUUUCUAAAUACAUUACUGAAAUAGACAAUUUAAAGAAAGAAUUAGAAACUGAAAAGGCAAAACCAAAAUUAAAGGCUAAUGACACUGACCCUCAAAAUAAAGGAGAGGAUAACGAAGAACUAAUUGCUGAAAGAGAUGAGUUAGCCAGAGAUAAAAAGACUUUGGAGCAGCAAGUAUUGGCUCAAAAUAACCAGUUAAGGAAUAAACAACAAGAAGUCUCUAACAAAGAACAAGAGAUUGAAAGAUUGAAAAAAGAGAAGUCCCAAUCUGAAAUCUCUUUAAAUAAAAAAAUUACUGAACUGAAAAAAGAGUUAGAAAGCCAGUUAGAGAGUCUGUUAGAAAGUUUAAAACCAAUAAACCAACAAAUAGAAGAAUUAGAGAAAAAAAUAGAAGACUUAAAGAGGGUUAGAGAUUUUCCAGAAACCACAAAAAAUCCAAGAACUAUUAAUAGUUGGUUUAAAGAAGGUUUGAUAAUUCAACAACAAAUUGACUUAUUACAUGAAAUGGCUCAAAAAGGAAUGAUUAAUAUUGAUUUUGAUAAUACUCUUUAUACUUGA